Mizuhopecten yessoensis (Yesso scallop) is the source of this 2221-nucleotide messenger RNA. RefSeq names its product cell wall protein DAN4-like. Lineage: Eukaryota; Metazoa; Mollusca; Bivalvia; Pectinida; Pectinidae. The transcript is spliced from 4 exons. Bases 1 to 972 code for a protein of 323 amino acids. The record is from RefSeq and is a predicted model, not a curated record.
AUGCAUUUGCUUCAUAUGUCUGUCGUGUUGUACAUACUAAACACACUACUCGGCGCCGUUCAUGGGCACGCCUACCUUACAGACCCCCCUGGCAGAAACAGCAUGUGGAGAUUCGGCUUCAAUGCAAUGAUAAAUUACAGUGACAACGACCAAAAUUGUGGUGGAUUCCUGCACCAGAAGUAUUUAGGUGGGAAGUGCGGUAUGUGUGGGGAUCCGUAUGAUCAGCCAGCGCCAAGGGAUAACGAGGCUGGAGGAAAAUACGCAACGGGGACCAUCUCAAAAUAUUACACCGCUGGUUCUACCAUUGACAUCACCGUCCGAAUAACAAUGAACCACCUUGGCUUUUUCGAAUUCCGUCUCUGCGAAAAUAACGACGUCACAAAAACGAUUACAAAGAAAUGUCUGAAGCACCUACUUGUAAAUCCAGAGACAGGGGAGACGAAACGUUAUUUUGGCGAUAGGACGGGUGACAUUGUCACCAGAGUUAAACUCCCAAAAAAUGUCACAUGUUCCCAAUGUGUGUUACAGUGGAGAUAUAAGACAGGAAAUAGUUGGGGAACAGACGAUCAAGGAUCCUGUUUAGGAUGUGGGCCACAGGAGGAGUUCUACGGUUGUUCAGAUAUCGCUAUCUCAAGUUCAGGGGUAACUAAUGAGGCAUCGACUCCAAAGACAUCUACUUUGUUGACAACAUCUUCUACAGCAUCUACAACUAAAACAACAGCCGCGCCAACAGAAUCAACUACAGAUUCAAAUAAAACAACAACCGUGCCAACAGAAUCAACGACAGGUACAACUACAACAACAACCGUGCCAACAGAAUCAACGACAGAUACAACUACAACAACAACCGCGCACCCAAAAACUAAACGUUCCUGUGUAUCUAUUGCUGUUAACGCGGAAGAUAAAUGGUGCAAUACUAACUGUAAUCAUGACCCUAGUUUCUGUCCACCAUACCUUUGUUCCUGUAAUUGACUUAUGGGAAAAGGACGUUUUAAAUAUCAAAUUAUUACUUUCCGGUCUUAUUCUACAACGGUUGGUCACAUAUCGGCCUCUGUAAUAUUUAUUUUGAUAGGUAUAAAAUCUUGGUUCCAGAAGGAAUAGCAGGAUGUAUAAAUCUGUGAAAUCCUAGAUCAUAAGAAAACUCAACGAUAAAUUUAUAAUGAUUCAGAAUCUCCAAUUAGUUAGUAAUGCAGUCAGGAAUGCCAUGCAGAUAACUAUAUCAAAAUAUUAUAAAUAUAAAUAUAUAUAUAGAAUAUAAUCUUGUUUAUUAUUUCGAUACAUGUUUAUAUUUAUAAUGCAUUUUUUUGUUACAUCGGGUGGUGUAUCAAGCCAGAGAUUAUAAACUCAUGUUUACAGAACGUUAUAAGGUUAAUUAUUGAAUUAUCUUAUAAUGAAUACAUAACAUAUUUGAUUAAAGCCUGGGAGACUAAUGACCAUGUUUGUAUAUAUAAGUUCGGUACGUAUAUAGUUGCUAUCCUAAUUUUGUUAAACUGAAUUUUAUGAUUAAGUUGUACCUUGUAUCGAUGACACGUGACCUCAUAACUCGUCUGCUAUGGUAUGAAAAUGACCCGUAUCAAUGAACAUGCAAUAUCGAGUUACUGAAGCCUGGAAAAGACCCGUAACAACGAACUCGCGAUAUCGAGAGACUGUAUCACCAUACGUUAGUGAGUUAAUAAGACGAAGACAACACGGUUUCCAAACAAUAAUGUUUGUAAUUCCGAAACGGGGUUGUGCUUUUUCUCAGAAUUUCAUAACCCAAACGACUUGCAGCUUAUGAGACUAUUUACAAUUGUACUUAGUACAGCGACGUAGCAAAUGUAUCCACGACUUUCCUAUGAACAUCACUUUAGAUUUCCAUUAUCAAACACCCCCAGUUCAGACUGGCCUUCAGCGCAUCAUGAAUGGUUUUCAUUGAUCAAUUAUCCAAGUGUAACUGUUAAACUGUCAUAAAUGAUUUCAAUUAAUCAAUUACCCAAGUGCAAUUAUUCAAUUAGCAGUUUCAAUUAUUUGUCUGUUUUGUUACAAGAAGUCGAGUUUUCGUUUAACACAUUCUGAACAUUGUAUAAAUCGUUUGUAUGUGUCAUAUGUACCUGUACACUCAUUGUUUUACAUCUCAUUUCAUAUACAACUGAAGAACCUAAUUUUUCGCUUCCAUAGUCCCAAUCUGUGAGUACAGGUUUUAAUCCAAAAAGUUUUGAGGUGCUGAUCUCUAAUUACAGAC